Molecule: messenger RNA, 1218 nt
Organism: Penicillium salamii
Lineage: Eukaryota; Fungi; Ascomycota; Eurotiomycetes; Eurotiales; Aspergillaceae
Source: the annotation of a GenBank genome assembly
AUGAAGUCUCAAAGUCUUGCGCUUUUCGGACUUUUUGUCUCCUCUGCCUUUGCGGUACCUAAGGCCAAAAGGCAUGACGGUGGCAGUGACCAGCCAAUCAGUGGUGGCAAAGGCGCCCCUAUCCUCGGUGGUACCAACAGAGCUCUGGAUCUCCAGAACCCCGAUCAAUUCCGCACCCCUAGCACUGACAACGGCUUCGUGCCGAAUGUGAAGUGGAGCUUUUCCGAGUCCCAAACUAGAUUGUUUCCAGGCGGUUGGUCCAGAGAACAAGUCAUUCAGGACCUACCUCAGAGUCAUGACAUUGCUGGUGCUCAGCAGCACCUGAAGAAGGGUGCUAUCCGCGAGCUUCACUGGCACAGAACUGCUGAAUGGGGUUUUGUCUAUAACGGAUCUCUCUUACUUUCUGGUGUUGACGAGCACGGUGGCUUCACCACUGAAGUCCUUGAGACUGGAGACAUCUGGUAUUUCCCCAAGGGUGUUGCCCACAACGUACAAGGUCUGGACGAUGAGAACGAGUAUCUCCUUGCCUUCGACGACGGUGACUUCGAGAAGAUCGGAACCACCUUCAUGGUUGACGACUGGAUUGCCCACACCCCUCGAGAUGUUCUCGCAAAGAACUUUGGUGUUGACCCCAAGGUUUUUGACUCGGUUCCUGCUAAAUUCCCUUACAUCCUCAACGGCACUGUCAGCAAGGAUCUUGACAAGGCUCCCGAGGGUACUUUGAGAGGUGAUGAUUCAUACGUCUUUCACACCUACAAGCACAAGCCCGAGCCUGUUCCUGGCCAUGGCGGAACAUUCCGAAAGAUUGACUCCACCAACUUCCCCAUCUCGAAGACCAUCGCUGCUGCCAUUGUUGAACUUGAGCCCAAGGGUCUCCGGGAGCUUCACUGGCAUCCCAAUGAAUGGCUGUACUUCCUCCAGGGUCAUGCUCGCGCGACCGUAUUCAUUGGUGACUCUAAGGCCCGCACCUUUGACUUCCACCCGGGUGACACUGCCGCCUUCCCCGACAACAGCGGUCACUAUAUCGAGAACACAUCCGAGACAGAGAAGCUCGUCUGGAUCGAGCUCUACAAGAGUGACCGUGUCGCUGAUAUCUCGCUUGCCCAAUGGCUUGCUCUCACUCCGUCUGAUACAGUUGCCAAUGUCCUCAAGAUUGACAUUAGUGUCGUCGAGCAGAUUAAGAAGGAGAAGCAGAUUCUUCUCCCGGGCAAGAAAUGA